Pocillopora verrucosa is the source of this 1246-nucleotide messenger RNA. RefSeq lists its product as uncharacterized. The record is from RefSeq and is a predicted model, not a curated record. NCBI's taxonomy places the organism in Eukaryota, Metazoa, Cnidaria, Anthozoa, Scleractinia, Pocilloporidae.
CGCUACGUUGUGCACUGAGCUUCGCGGAAAUGUGGCUAUCACAUCAGUGCCUGUCAGGGCUCGAAACCGGUUUAAAUAUCUUCGCAGAUGGAAAUUUCGAGGCAAUUGUAUUCUGGAGGCUGGCAUUUAAGUUGUCGACCGGGGAUAACUUGGCUGUUUGCGAAAAUGAAGCUUGAGAAGAUAUACUCAUCUUCGUUGUCAAUAUUGCUACUGAUGUUUGUGGUUCCCUGUGUUGGUGCGGAUCUCAAAUGCUACCUUUGUUUAUCGUAUAAAUCUUGGGAGGACUGUAAAAAGACUGAAAACCUUGUCGAUUGUACACCUGGUCACGAUGAAGUCUGCAUUACGCAACAUAAAGUGACAAAGGAUGACAGCUCAAACAAAGGAUACAAAGAAGCUUUUAUAAAAAUGUGCGGUCAAGCAAGACUGUGCGCUGUCAAAGAUUGCGAGAAGCGUAGUACAAGUUGCCAAAUUGACUGUUGUCAUCGCGACGGCUGUAACACCGCAACAAAACGAGCGGCUGAUAUGACGAACACAUUGCUGGGAGGUGUGCUGGUAAUUUUGAUUUGUCUUCUACAGUUGAAUUGUGUUCUCUAAGUGCUAGGCGUUUUCAAGCACCUUUAAAAAAAAUAGAAGAUUUUUAAACACGAACAAACACAACCAGUCCGCAAUACUAGGAAAAAAAGUUCAAUUUGAUUUUCACUUACACGGGUAUCACCGCGUUUGACCCGCACUGCCUAAGAGAUAAGUCCCAAUGGAUUUGUACCAAAACGGGUCUGCGACCCACGAUGAUACGGGAUGAGUCCCAAUUGACUUGCAACAAAACGGAACUAUGACCCGCAAUGAGACGGGUUUAUUCCCGAUUGACUUGUGCCAAAACGGGUCUGUGACCUGGAACGACACGGGAUAAGUCCCGAAUUACUUAGUAACAAAACGGGUUUGUGACCUGAAAUGAUACGGGAUAAGUCCCGAAUUGCCAUGCAUGUGCUCCAAACAACACUUACAGUGAUCAUGCGUAACCGGAACUGAUAUACUUCACGGAUAACUAUGCCAGCAACUCUGUGGAUUGGCUGGGAAAAUGUCAUUUAAAACUUUAGAAAAAAUUGUACAUUUUCAACAGCAAUUCAUCUGAUUACAUAAGCUUCAUUGACUCGAAUCAAAAUCAUCCAUCUCAUUUUUCGACUGAGUGGCUAAAUUUUUUGUGAAGAGAUAUCUUUACAUUUCUUAUCUUUUGUGAAAUUUUUAUUCA